AAUUGACAUGCUUAUUGACAUUUGAAUUGUACCCAUGAACUUUAAACUAAUUUGUUGUAAAUACAUCUAUAGAAUUAAUUAGAAAUUAAAAAAAAAUGGUUAUGAAUAUAAUUCGCAACAGUCGAAUUUUACAGUUUUCUCGUUCUUGGUUUCCAGUUUUAAAAAUGUCCACUGUACAAGAACAGAAAAUCAAAGUCGGAGAUCAGACCAUUAACUAUGUAAAAUCAGGUGAAGGCCCGAAAGUCGUUUUCUGUUUACCGGGAGCUUUAGGAACAAUUUGGAGUGAUUUCAAACCACAAAUCGAAGGCCUAGAUAAAAGUAAAUUCACAAUUAUUGCUUGGGAUCCACCUGGGUACGGCCACAGUAGACCUCCAGAUCGUAAUUUCUGCACUACUUUUUAUGAAGAUGAUGCACAAUGUGCACAGGAAUUCAUGAAGAUGUUGGGAAUCGACAAAUAUUCAUUACUUGGUUGGAGUGAUGGUGGCAUUUCUGGGAUUAUUAUGGCAUCUAAAUACCCAGAUAAUGUGGAAAAAUUGGUUAUAUGGGGUGCUAGCUCCUACAUUAUUGCAGAAGAGGUAGAAACUUUCCAGAAAUUGAGAGAUGUAUCCAAGUGGUCUGAAAAAAUGAGAGCUCCUCUUGUGGCACUCUAUACAGAGAAGGGGCUGCAAGACAUGUUUGACAAAUGGUGUGAUGCUGUUACAGCUCUGUACAAUCAAAACAGCGGUGACUUGUGCAGUAGCUGCUUGGAGAAAAUCAAGUGCCCCACUUUUAUACUCCACGGUGAUAAAGAUCCUAUGGUAGCGUCUGAGCAUCCUGGAUUUCUGUUUUCCAAUAUCAAAAUGGCCAAGCAGUAUAGGUUUCCUGAAGGAAAACAUAACAUACAUCUGAAAUACUCGAAGAAAUUCAAUGAGAUGGUUACGGAUUUCCUUUUACUAUAAUAUUUCUUUCUACUUCUGGUGGUCUUAUAUAUUGAGUUGACGGAAGUUGAUAAUAUUGUCUGCUAUUGUCAAAUUUAUAAAAUUCAAGCAAAAAAAAAGUAAAAACGGGAGAUUUGUUUACCGAAAAAUAUAACGUUGGGUUAAAAACGUUUAUCUAUAUUACUUAGUGUAAGCAGAGAUUUGAAUAUUGUUCAACAGAAGGUGAAGAAGAAGGUUUUCAAAGUAGAAACUCGAUGAUUUUCUCAAAUUUUGAGCCUGCUGACAGAGAUGAAGAACAAGUUUAAAUAAAUCUUAAUUUCAUUCGAGUUCAAAUAAGAUAAGUCAUUGUAAUUUUUUAUUUUAGCAAUAGAAAAGUAUUUCCUCAAAAAUA
Molecule: messenger RNA, 1308 nt
Organism: Leptinotarsa decemlineata (Colorado potato beetle)
Lineage: Eukaryota; Metazoa; Arthropoda; Insecta; Coleoptera; Chrysomelidae
Product: valacyclovir hydrolase
Molecular function (GO): serine hydrolase activity
Source: RefSeq, a predicted model, not a curated record